Hippoglossus stenolepis (Pacific halibut) is the source of this 2858-nucleotide messenger RNA. RefSeq lists its product as uncharacterized. Lineage: Eukaryota; Metazoa; Chordata; Actinopteri; Pleuronectiformes; Pleuronectidae. The record is from RefSeq and is a predicted model, not a curated record. The transcript has 2 exons. Bases 285 to 1079 code for a protein of 264 amino acids.
CCUGAGUGUCAGUUGUGUGCGUUUGUCUGUGUGUGUUUUUUUAGAGAGUGUAGUUUCUCACCUUGCUUUUUGUCUGUGUGUUUGUCUGUCUGUGUGUGUUUGUGUGUGUGCGUGUGUUUGUCUGUCUGUGAGUGUUUUUCUGUGUGUGUGUGUGUGUGUUUGUCUGUCUGUGUUUGUCUGUGUGUGUUUGUCUUUGUGUGUGUGUCUUUGUGUGUCUGUCUGUCUGUGUUUGUCUUUGUGCCUUUUGGACACCUCUGCCUCACGCUGCCUGUUCACCGGACCACAUGGCGGAAGCAGGAGACCUCGAAAGUGAGAAGGAAGCCGUUGUUACGCUGGAGGAAAAACAGCUACCAGGUGCUGUCAGGGUUCUAUACACAGCGAGGGGAGCAGAGAGGCGAGAGGAUGAGAGCGAAGAGGUCAUCCAGCCUCUGCUUCAGCACAAACACCAGGACAGCCGGGAUGAGAACCACAGAGCAGACACUCAAACAGCGACAGAUGUUGCUGACCCAGAGACAUCUGUUCCACACGAGCUAGAAUUGGCGGGCGGGGAUCAGCGCGGCUGCAGCGGGAGUGUCAGGAGCUUGUGCAGUGACAGCGGUCGACGCGAGUGCCACAUCUGCAGUGAGCAGUUUGAUUCGCACACUUUGCUCGAAUGUAACCACACACUGUGCCAACACUGCGUGGAUGGCAUCAUGAGGCGGGCCAAAGACCCGGGCAGACUGCAAUGCCCCUUCUGUCGGCAGACCACCCCGUUCCCACAGUGGGAGAUCAGAAGACUUCAGGAGGAGUUCUACAGCAACUGUGUCUACGAGGCCACACCGGCCCUCGUCAUCCGUCCUGGCCCUGAACCUCAGGCCGUCAGUGCAUCACCUUUAAGCUGCUUCGCUAACACACUCAGAGACAUAUGUGAAGGCUGCAGUUGCACUUCCCACCCUGUCAGAGGACCGAGACGGAUGGGACCAACCUCGCGCUGCCUCUUCAUCAUUGUCUCCGUGCUGCUGCUCCUGGGGCUGCUGGGCUUUUCCCUGUAUUUGGCUCUUACUUAUAUGAUGAUAACCAUCUUUUUCAGUCAUGGCUAAACUUCUCAAUUGAGGGACUUCAGGUUUUUCCAGAGUUUGACCUCUGGAAAAAGGUUUGUUGAACUUUGUGUUUUCACCAGAGGGACCAGGGUCUACAUUCAGUUUCAGGGGAAAUCCUUAAGGUUAAGAAUGCCUGAUUGGUCGAGUACUUUAAAUAUACUUUGUUUCUAGAGCUUGUCUCAUUUCCAAUCAACAACUUAACAAUUUGAAUCUCUGUCAUUUUUACUUUUGUAGUAUUACUCGAUCUAUACAACAUAAUUGUUGUUCUAUAGUCCUCUGCAUUACCGCCACCGCCUGGCGGACUGGAGUGGAACAGCUUGUUGUUGCUAUUGGUUGUUGGUAGAUCAGCCGGAUAAUUUGCUUAAUCCCCCCUGGUCUUUUGACCACGGUGGAAACGUAGGUAGUCUGAAGGAACUUCUAGUUUCUUUUAAUAAGUUCCAGGUACUUUAGGUUGAAACGCAGAAAAAGUUAAUUGUUUUACAGUUUUUUUUUAAUAACCUCAUUGAUCAUUCCUUCACGCAGCCUGAUCAUUUGAGACACUUCCUUGGACUUACCGAGGAACAAAGGAGAAUGUGAAUAUAAGUUAUCAGCAACAUAAAUGCUUCUAUCAACCUCUGACUUUUUGUUUUCUUUGAAGAAUACUUUGUGCCACAGCGAAGCUAAUGGAGGUUUGACUUUGGAUCAAAAACUCUUUCUGGGUCUCGUGUUGACCUACUUCUCACUAGAACAGCUUGGAUGCUUUGUGCUGUUACUGCUGCAUAUUCUUAGCAACAAAAACCCGGCUUGAUCUCCUUUCAAAGUGCAUAUGAAGGAGACUGGGCCCUACAAGUUCACCUCUUACAUCCAUGUUGUUCUUUCAAAGACAAUGAUGACAGCUAGAUUUAACGCUUCCCUCUUUAAUUGUGGAUGCACUUGCACCUUCAUGUUUGUUACUAUGUAAAUGUGCAAUUAAAUAUAUAUAUAUAUAUGCUGUAAGUAAGUACUCCUAUAAACAUAUUGAUCAUGUCUGCUGUGUAAAAAUUAAAUCAGGUUUUCUGGGGAAUUCUGGCAUUCUAUUGGUCUAAGUUACACUUGGUAUUAACACUUUAAGGUAAAAACAUGUUGAAUGAUCAUCUUCUAAUGUAGAAAUAAACUUGUCUGCUGCAGUUUGUGCUGCGAUGCUCUCCUCGUAUUUAUAUUUACAAUUGUAGAACAGGUGGGGUUGGUCCUGCUGCCACAACAAACUGGGGUUCGAAUUACAUAAGGGACUGUGUAAUGUUUUGUGAGUGAUUUCAGACACAGCUUUUGACGUUUUCGGAAAUAGCAUAAACUGUGAACUAUCCUGAAAAAAGUGUUUUUAUUCUGCUGACCAUUGUUCAUUUCGAUCUGUAAACUCCGUCAAUUCUCUGGAUUUUACGUGCAGGUAAUAUCUGAAAACAGCUUUAGUUAUCAGUUGGUCGUAGAAGACAGAGAGGACACUUUCUAAAGCAAUCAAAUAGUAUCUGUUAGACAGCACAACACUUCUUAUGAAUAGCGCAUGAACCCUUGUGCUCCGACUCAAUAUUGAAACAUAUUUUCAUGACCAAGGCCAAUCUACAGAUGUAAUGUGUAUUUAAAUAUGCCGAAUAAAUCUGCUCUGCUCUGAUGCGUUUGCUCUUGCAUCUCUGAACUAGCACAAGCUUUCCAUUGCACUAAAUAUGUCAGUGUGUUAAAUUGAGCAGAGUAGUUAAAUGUUCACCGUUCUACUUGGCCAGUGGCACUUCUCUGAGGUUCCCCUUAUCUUUGAGUAUGCUUAUCUUA